UCCCUGAAACUCACAUUCUUGGAGUAUGGAUCUACUUGAACAAAGUGAGGAAACGCUGUUUUACUCUCACCUUUGUGCGAGCUCGUUAAGCGUACUGGGUGAACACCAAACGAGAAGCCUGGACGCUUUCUCCCCAGGCUUGUGAGACUCGGGGUCGGGAGUUAGGACCGCUAAACAUCUCAUUCCGAACGGGAAACGAGGAGAGGGAGACGCGGAGAGAGGGGGGACACGAGCGGAAGGGAGGCAGAAAUCACUGAAAAGCAGAGCUGUGUACACGCGUAAGGAUAUGUUUGGGCGUGCGUAAAGGCGCCAAACAAAGUAACGUUAACCGGAUAACUGUAAACACUGUUUUUCUUUUUUCCUUGGACAUGUUUCCGCUGCCGGAGCGCGUUGUUUGGACUGUGUUAUCGUGAAACGAGGGUGAUCCUGUGCGCUUGGGAAAAUACUGCUCUGUGUUGUAUCUCUUCUCUCAUUUUAUUUUUUUGCCCUGGAAAUUACGGAAAGUUCUUGUUUUGGACGUUUAACUUCUGAAGAAACGUGAAAUGCAAAUGUGGAAGGGGUUUCUGGGCAGUGGUUCAUCAACUAAACUGAGUUGAAACGCUGUUUUUUCCACAUUGUGUAGUAGCCUGAAAUGUGAGACACUAGUGAAGUCGACACAUGACAAACCGCUGUAUACAGUCGUUACAUGAGCUAGUGUUGGAACCUUUCAUUUACGCGCUUUGCUCUGGAUAUGCAAAGAAAAGUUUUUGAGAAUGAAGAGGAGAAAAUUCCCGUAGCACGUCUCUGUUUUCUGGUUACAUCGCCGCCGUCUGCUGAGCUGGAUUUAUUGAAACCGUGUUGUUAUUUUAGUCUCUUUCAAAGCUUUCAUCAUUUCCAUGCUGUGGAGACAGCAGAGCUGACAUGCGCCCGGGAUGGGGAUAUAGCACGGUGACCUAUUAUCACUAAAAUACAGAAGGGGAAUUAACUAAUUAUUGCGCUGAUAGUGAAUGAUUAAGCCAUCAGGUGGGGAAGCGUGCGUAUUGUCUGCGUGUGCGCCGUCAACCUCCGGUCUAAACCUGGUGUGAUCCACAUCGAGGACUGUGUUACUUUGUGAGGAGAGUCUCCGGAGCAGACAUGGAGGAGUGGAGACAAUGCGGGCGGUGGUUGAUAGACUGUAAGGUCUUGCCCCCGAACCACCGGGUCGUGUGGCCCUCAGCGGCCGUCUUCGACUUGGCACAGGCCCUCAGAGACGGUGUGCUCUUGUGCCAGAUGUUGCACAACCUCUCCCCAGGAUCGGUGGACCUGAAGGAGAUCAACUUCAGACCCCAGAUGUCACAGUUCUUGUGUUUGAAGAACAUCCGGACGUUUCUCAAGGUGUGCCACGACAAGUUCGGCCUGCGUAACAGCGAGCUGUUUGACCCCUACGACCUCUUUGAUGUCAGGGACUUCGGCAAAGUGAUCUCCGCUCUGUCGAGGAUCUCCCACCACAGCAUUGCACAAAUCAAAGGCAUCAGGCCCUUUCCAUCAGAGGACACAGCUCUGAAUGAGGAUGAUGUUUACAGGAGCCUUGAGGAGCUGGCAGAUGAGCAUGACGUGGGUGAGGAUGACAUCUACGACUGUGUGCCGUGUGAGGACGAUGGCGAUGACAUCUAUGAGGACAUCAUUAAGGUGGAAGUACGACAACCCAUGAAAAUGGGUAUGACUGAAGAUGAUAAGAGAAAUUGCUGCUUAGUGGAGAUCCAGGAGACUGAAGCAAAGUACUACAAGACAUUGGAGGACAUUGAGAAGAAUUACAUGAUCCCAUUGAAGCAAGUCUUGAGUCCACAGGACAUGGAGGCUAUCUUUGUCAAUCUGGAGGAUGUGAUCAAAGUCCACCUGGCUCUCCUGAAAGCCAUCGACGUGAACAUGGUCAGCGGAGGAAGCGGCUUGGGGAAGAUCUUCUUCGACUUCAAAGAAAGGUUGUUGAUCUACGGUCAGUACUGCAGCCACAUGGAGAACGCCCAGAAGACACUGGAUGAGCUAAUAGCAACACGAGAGGACGUCAAGAUUAAAGUAGAGGAAUGUACUAUGAAAGUGCAGGAAGGGAAGUUCAAGCUGCAGGAUCUGCUGGUGGUUCCCAUGCAGCGGGUGCUGAAGUAUCACCUACUACUGAAGGAACUUCUGAGUCACUCAACUGACCGACCAGAGAGGCAACAACUAAAGGAGGCUCUGGAGGCCAUGCAGGAUCUGGCCAUGUACAUCAACGAAGUCAAGAGGGACAACGAGACACUGAAGAAAAUCAGUGAAUUCCAAAGUUCAAUAGAGAAUCUUCAGCAAGUGAAACUGGAGGAGUACGGGAGGCCAAAGAUAGAUGGAGAACUGAAGGUGUGCUCCAUCGUCAACCGAACGAAACAGGAUCGGUAUAUAUUCCUGUUCGAUAAAGUGGUCAUAGUCUGCAAGAGGAAAGGCUACAGCUAUGAGCUCAAAGAGAUUAUUGAACUGCAGUCAUAUAAAAUGUCAGACGACCCAAUGAACAACAGAGACAUGAAAAAGUGGUCGUAUGGUUUUUACCUGAUCCACCUGCAAGGGAAGCAGGGCUUCCAGUUCUUUUGUAAAACUGAGGAGACAAAGAGGAAGUGGAUGGAGCAGUUUGACAUGGCCAUGUCCAACAUCAAGCCAGAGAGAGCCACAGCCAAUCAGCAUAACUUCCAAAUGCACACAUUUGAUAAGAACACCAACUGUAGAGCCUGCAAGAUGCUCCUGAGGGGUAUCUUCUACCAGGGCUAUUACUGCUCUCGCUGUGGAACAGGAGCACACAAAGAGUGUCUGGAAGUCAUCACCAUCUGUAAAAUCAAUCCUCUGGACUUGGAACCCGGGCUAUCAUCAGGUCCCAAGAUGGUGGCAGUGAGGAACUACCACGGCACACCAGCAGCUACAGGGAAGACGCCGCUCUGUUUCCAAACAGGAGAUUUUAUUGAACUUCUGAAGGGAGAUCCUGACACGACGUGGUGGGAGGGGAAGCUGAUGCAAACACAGAAGAGCGGCUUCUUCCCCAGUUCGUGUGUCAAACCUUAUUUGGACCCAAAACCUUUCCAGUCAUUAUCCAGCCGGCAGACCUCAAGGGAAGCGGACUACUAUGGAUAUCCUUGGUUUGCAGGGAACAUGGAGCGCCAGCAAGCAGACAACCUUUUAAAAUCCCACAGCAGCGGGACCUACCUUAUCAGAGAGAGGACAGCCGAGGCAGAGAGGUUCGCCAUCAGCAUCAAGUUUAACGACGAGGUAAAACACAUCAAAGUCAUCGAAAAGGACAGCUGGAUUCACAUCACGGAGGCGAAGAAGUUUGAGAGUCUUUUGGAGCUGGUUGAGUACUAUCAGUUACAUUCACUGAAAGAAAGCUUCAAGUUGUUAGACACCACGUUGCGAUACCCCUACAAAUCGAGGGAACGCUCGCUAACACGGGCCAGUACACGCUCACCAGCAGCCACAUGCGCCUCCUACAACUUCUCCUUCCUCAGUCCGCAGGGCCUCAACUUCUCGUCCUCUCAGAGCUCAGCUCCCUUUUGGUCAGUGUUUACUCCACGGGUGGUCAGUACGGCGGUGGCCAGGUAUAACUUUGCAGCACGAGACAUGAGAGAGCUGUCACUCCGAGAAGGAGACGUCGUCAAAAUCUACAGCAAGAUCGGAGGAGACCAGGGCUGGUGGAAAGGAGAGGCCAAUGGACGAAUCGGAUGGUUUCCCUCCACCUAUGUGGAUGAAGAAGGAGUGCAGUAAAGCUUGGAUGUUUGCUGGCCUGGCUCCCUUUAAAUCAGGACCCAUCUUCUAUCUACUGUUCUCAGAGAAAAUUGCUCUCUCUCUCUCUCUUUCGCUCUCUCUCUCUCUCUCUCUCUCUCACUUUGCAGGAAAAUGACACAAGGAAAAUACAACUUUUGGUUUUAUUUUUAUUGCUACAAACCAUUUUUUCAGCAAGUGUUUCUACACCUUUUCUCUAUCUUCAAUUAUGCAUCAGCUUAGCUUUUUUGUUGCAGGAUUUCCUGUUUGAUUUCUGUACAGGAAAGAAGAAGAAGAAGAAGAAGAAAAAAAAAGCUUUCUGUCUGCUGUAUUGAACUGAGCACACGGCAGAAAUGGACUAUGGAAAGCUUUUCUUUUAAAAAAAAGCUCCCCUUUGUUGCAGGUUUAUGCGAGUUGAAAUAAUUGUACAGUAUAGAUAAUUUAUUGAAUAGAGAUUAUUAUCAUUACUAAUGAUUACUGUCGGGGAAAUCGUUUUUGAAACAGUGAGGAAUCCGAUGGGAGAAAACCUAAAAUAAGAAAUAAAAAAGAGACAGAUGCUCUGUUUUCAUGUUGAGAGAUUUUUGCCUUAGUUGUCAUGGUGAUGCCUUGUGGGCUGACACCAGUGGAGGGAAUCGACUUAGUUUGACUGGUUUUACUUCUCCAUGUAUGCAUGUGCCCACGAGCGGCUCACACACACACACACACACACACACACACACACACACACACACACACACACACACACACACACACACACACAGACCAAUGUACAGUCUGGUGCCUUUGAAGAAUGGUCGCUUACUGAACCUCAACAUCAGCCAGUAAAAGAACAUUGCCUUCCCCUAAAAGACAGUCUGUCCAGGAGGGAAGAGGCACUUAUAGAACAUACUGGGGACAGCUUGCCUUCUGAGCCCUCAUAAAAACAAGAUGGUGAAGCAUUUAACUCAUCCAAACUGGAGACUGGAUGGACUCAGAGAGACAGAUGGACGUUUUCUUUUUAUAGACAACAACAAUGACAUAACACGGUCGGAUUUUGGCGUCACAAGUCUGUGGGCGUAAUCAGCGGGACGCGAAAAAGGGAAACAUCAAGACAUUCCACUCGACUACCACUUCACACUUUGAAAUCUCGCUGUUCAUUGUUUCCUUCUUUGAUUUAUUUGCACAGAAUCAAGGUUAUUUUUUAAGUUUUGAGAACUGGACCAACAGGUUUUUAUUUUUUAUUAUUAUUAUUAUUUGAAGCCAAAUUCAGUCAUGUUUUAAUGUCUGCAUGGAGUUCUGAUCCAUUGUUAUGAUUUUUGUACCUUGCCUUAUUUUUACUGAUGAUCAGGUGAUGGGUUUUUCUCCCCCUUAAUGUUAAUGGUUUCUUUUUUUUUUUUAUGUGUGAAAUCCAUUUUGGUGCUGUGCGGACUGGUGAAAAUUAAAGUGUCAGAAGACUGUCAAUCUGAAGGAAAACUUUGUGUGCUAAUUAACGUGAAUCCACAGAAAGAGCCCUGAAAAUGAUUGUGAAGAUCGAGGGUUGCUGUGCUCAGUGUUUCCUUUUUACUUAGUGCCAUCAAAACCUUUUAACGAUUUACCAAAGUAUGUUGGCAUUCAUCUUUUAUGAGUCUUCUUUGAGAUUAUUAAUACCAGAGCACUUUCUGAUUCUAGACAUGCAAAUGUUUAGUUACCAUUUCAGCUUAGCUUUCUUUAACCUUUUUUAUUACCGGAUGUACGGAUGUACGGCUGUACCUCUAACCUUUGCAUGUUCCACCCACACAUUUCAAUAUUAAUAUUUAUAUUUAUAUAUUCAAAUCAAAUCAUCAAAUCAAACUUUAUUGAUAAAGCACCUUUCAGACAAAUUAAAUUGCAGUUCAAAGUGCUUUGCAAGAGUGCAGAAAAGUUAUUGACGAAAAAGUAGGUUAUAAAAUCAUUGAGAGACUAAUGCACACCAAUAAGAAUUAAAAAAAAUAUGUAUAAAAAUAAAAUACAACAAAAGCAAUAAGAUAUUAAAAUUAAUACAUAGGAGAAGGGUUAGGGUUAAAAUUGGAGUAGGAUAAAAAAAGACAAUACAAUAAUGUUAAGAUUUGAAUUUAUAUAAAGCACUAUAUGAAAGCCAGACUGAAUAAAUUAGUUUUAAGACUGCGUUUAAAAGUAUUGAUUACAGCUUACACUGAAUUGUCUUUUCUUAUGGAUAGAAAGUUAAUAAAUUAUUUACCUAUAAUGGGAAAAGUAAAAGGGCUGCCCGCUUAUAGUCAGCGAUGCAAAUCAGCAGUCAACUCGCACUUUGUCACUCGAUUCUUUGCACUUCUUUUAGCUGCAGCAUGUACACAGAGCAAUGCAAGACCACCAGCAUAGCAGCCUGUACACUUCAUCAACAUCGUCUGAAACUCUUUCCCAUCCCACAGCGUUUUUUUAAUGGGUGGUAUUGGAAUUCCUUCCCUCCAUAAAACAGAUAUGAUGAAUACAGAUAAAACAGUAAAUCAGCUUCUUUGAGAAAAAAAAAAGCUUCUCAGAUGCUAUAAUGAUGGUUCAGGAUGGCAUGAGGGGCUGCCAGCUGAGCUGCAGCUAGCUUGUGUGCAGGUCCUCACCUUGUUAUGAUUCCUUCUGUGUUCAUCAUUGUUUUAAUGAGAGCCAAACUAUCAACAGAGGCCUUUCUUUUAUUUCAACACCAAAUGAACUCAUUAAAGCAAACUUGAUAAAGCAGUAGGGGCACCUCAGAGCAUGAAGCACUGGUUCUACUCAAACCCUCAGUACUUUGCCACUGUACAUGUCAUCCCCUACUAUCUCACCACUAUACCCAACCCUAUCCGCUCUCCUCCUGAAGGCAUUAAAACCCACAAAGUAAUUAAAAAAAAGUUGCUUCAGGCAAACAAAUUCAGACUGACCGGUUACUCGCAGUAUCAUGUUAUAAAUAGUUUUUCUGACAGUCCAUGCAGGGUUGUAGAGACUGUGAGCUGAGCUGCUGCUAACUUUAGCUCACUGACGUAGCAGCCUUUAUCUGGUUAUUUAAUAUAUAGUUCAAAUGCUGGCGGCGGUCAAAACUUUCAGAAAGUUUGUCAGCUGUUAGAGUUUUUAUGUCCAGUCAAAAGGCACUGCUCUGUUUAACAUACUCGUACAUGUUGAACCUGAAGCUCAUGGAGUGACGAAUGGUGUGCCCAACUUUCUCUCCAUGGAAAAAAAAAGGAUCAACAUAUUAAAGAUUUGUAUAAGUAGCCAAAUCUAAUUGGAAUGAUAAUUUUCUUGAAACAGUUCAAAAAUAAAUCCAUGGACCAAAUUUAAGCUGACUUAACUAACUGGAAUUAUUCAAAUGUAUCCCACCGAGAAGUAAACUGCAAACACUGAACACAUCAGCUCGAGUCCGUUCACAGACUAAUGGAACCGGAGAUGCUGAUAUGUUUAGUUUCUAAACUCAUUACUGUCUAUGAUUUCUGUAAUGAGAAAAAAAAAAAGUCUUAGCACUGUGUGACGGAGACACACAGGAGGCCUCUAUGUUGUCUCGAAUGAGGAAGACAGAGGGGGGUGUAGUCGCUGUCUAUGUAGUGGAGAGGAACCCAUUGCAUGUGGCUAUUGAUAUUUCAAGUCCUGUCAAUUACAUCCUCAGAAACAUAAGUACUUAAAUGUGUACAUUUUUUUGAAUGGUUUGGUAUUUCCAAAUGAGGUCUAUCAUGAAAUAAAUAUUUCUUCUUUGGUUUAAAA
Molecule: messenger RNA, 7401 nt
Organism: Labrus mixtus (cuckoo wrasse)
Lineage: Eukaryota; Metazoa; Chordata; Actinopteri; Labriformes; Labridae
Gene: vav2
Product: vav 2 guanine nucleotide exchange factor
Exons: 28
Coding region: 1114-3729 (871 amino acids)
Biological process (GO): intracellular signal transduction; regulation of GTPase activity; cell migration
Cellular component (GO): cytoplasm
Molecular function (GO): protein binding; guanyl-nucleotide exchange factor activity
Source: RefSeq, a predicted model, not a curated record